CAUUUCACCGACCGUUCCAAACACCUCCAACAUUCAGAGAGCAUGAACGGCAAAAAGUCUGGGGAGAAGGAACCGAGGAGAAGAUCGGUUGAUUCUGUCAACUUCAGCCGGGAGGAGAGGAAGGUCAACGAUGAGGUCAGCGCGGGAGAGUCCACAGAACGAGCCCAGAGCUUUGAGAGAAGUGGAGCGACGAUAAUAUUUUCACUCAAGAAUGAAGUCGGCAGUCUGAUCAAGGCUCUGCAGCAGUUCCAGGACAAACACGUCAAUCUCGUCCCCAUCGAGUCUCGCAAGUCCAAACGCAGGAAUUCAGACUUUGAGGUUUUUGUGGGUUGUGACAGUGACCACGAGCAGCUGAAGGAGCUGACGCUUCUGCUGAAGAAGCACACAGAUGUGGUGGAGCCGACGGCGCCUGUGACGGACGACGAGGUGCCCUGGUUUCCACAGAAGAUCUCAGAUCUGGAUCUGUGUGCUCAGCAAGUCUUGAUGUACGGCUCAGAUUUGGAUGCAGAUCAUCCUGGCUUUAAAGACAACGUAUACAGGAAGAGAAGACAGUAUUUUUUUGAUUUGGCAAUGAGUUUCAAACAUGGGGACACGAUUCCUCACAUCGACUUCUCGGCAGAGGAGGUGCGCACCUGGGGCGUUGUGUACCGGGAGCUCAACAAGUUGUACCCCACGUACGCUUGCAAGGAGUACCUGAAGAAUCUCCCGCUGCUGAGGAAGCACUGCAGCUACAGCGAGGACAACAUUCCCCAGCUGGAGGAUGUUUCCCGUUUCCUCCGGGAGCACUCGGGCUUCACCAUCAGACCAGUGGCAGGGUACCUCUCUCCCAGGGACUUCCUGGCGGGUCUGGCCUUCAGAGUCUUCCACUGCACCCAGUAUGUGCGUCACAGCUCGGAGCCUCUCUACACGCCUGAACCAGACACGUGCCAUGAGCUCCUGGGCCACGUCCCCCUGCUGGCUGAGCCCAGCUUCGCUCAGUUCUCCCAGGAGAUCGGCCUGGCUUCGCUCGGGGCCUCCAAUGAAAAUGUGCAGAAACUGGCCACGUGUUACUUCUUCACAGUGGAGUUCGGCUUGUGUAAGCAGGACGGCGGACUGAAGGCGUACGGCGCCGGACUCCUCUCCUCCAUCAGUGAGCUGAAGCAUGCUGUGUCCGGCAAAGCUCACAUCCUUCCAUUCGACCCCAUGGUGACCUGCCGACAGGAGUGCAUUAUUACCGCCUUUCAAGAGGUUUACUUCGUUUCCGAGAGCUUCGAGGACGCAAAGAACAAAAUGAGGGAGUUUGCGAAGACCAUCAGUCGGCCUUUCUCUGUACGCUACAACGCCUACACACAAAGUGUGGACGUCCUAAAAGACACCAAUGGCAUCAACAACAUGGUCAAGGACAUCCAGCAUGAACUGGACAUCGUGGAGGAUGCGCUGAAUCGCCUGAACCAGUACCGAAGAGUCUAGGUUUGAGCUCAGACGCCGUGUGUUCCAGAGAAGUCAAAGCUGUGAGGAAGCAGAAAGUACAUCGUCUCCUUCACUUGUCUGCUUAUGGCUGAAUGUUCGCAACGGUGGAAGGUUGUGUUUGCAGUAUUCCUUUCACUUCCACAUCACAGCUCCUUUUACGAAUCAUGCCAACUUUUGCUUCUCGCUUGUGUGUAAGUCAGACCACUCAUGAGUCAUAUUCUUGGUGUUUCUCGUUUGUUUGGUUUCCUCCUUUGUUCACCGUUUCAUAUCUGCAAAUGUGUUUGUGACUUAAUAGACCAGUGUAAAGCAUUCGUAUUUGGAGCAACAAGACUAAACAAUUUGACUUUGAGGGAAUUCAAAUAUAGAGUGGGGGGGUAAGGGAGUUGGUCGGCGAAUUGGUGCAGCAGGGGGAAGUGCUGCAGUCACUAUACCGUGCUGUUGUAAGUGAGAGCUGAGACAAAAGGCAAAGCUACUUACCGAUCAAUCUUUGUCCCGACCCUCAGCAAUGGUCAUGAGCUGUGGGUCAUGACCGAAAGAACCAGAUCGCAGAUACAAGCGUCUGAAAUGACUUUUCUACAUGAGGUGUUCUGUCACUCGGACAGACUCAGAGUAGAGAGGAGUCAGUUGAUGUGGUUCAGGCAUCUCGUGAGGACGCCCCCUGGAGGCCUCCCGUUGGAGGUGUUUUAGGCACGGCCAGCUGGGAGGAGACCCAGGGGUCGACCAAGGACCAGGUGGAGGGAUUAUACCUCUCCACUGGCCUGGGAGCGUCUCGGGAUCCCGGGAGAAGGGCGUUUGGAUCGACCUUUUGAAGCUGCUGCCCCCGCGACCCGGCAACAGAUAAGUGGAUGAGGACGGAUGGAAUGAACAUAUUUUAUUUACUCUGCUGAGUUGAAUUAGACGCACAACCAGAAUUAGAAUGAAAGUUCCUGGCUCAGAAGUCUCAGGAGGCUGCAUGUCCCAGCGGGUUGUUGAAUGGAAAAUGAAAAAAAAAAAACCUUCUUUAUCCAACAUUUUUCAUUCAAAUGAACACAAAUACAUUGACCAAUACAUCUUUUUAAAUCCACAUGUCCAUUGUCAGAAACCUCUGGCAGCCCUUCAGUUUUCCCAGAGCAGUCAUCUCCACCUCCAGCUGCCUGGCCAGGUGAGGAAUCCGUCUCUGUGGCGUCACCAACCUUCUCACCAUAAGAGGGGGAUCAAACUGAUCCACAGAAGGGGCCUCGGUGUGUGUGGAUUUCUGCUCCAACCCUGCAAGAACAGCUAGGUUAACCAAUCAGGUGUCAGCUACAAGAGAUUGUUGAGACGGCGUCCUCUUGACUGGAUGGAACAGACAGAAGCCUGACCCCACCGUGGCCCUCUGAGGACCCUGCUCCAGAGGGAUUUCUGUUCUAUCUACAAGCCUGCGACUUGUAAAGUGAGAGCUUUGCCAGGCUUUUUGAAGAUGCAGCGCCGAUGUGAGGGAAUCGUAUGCUUUGUUUGUAUUCAUCUGUCUGUGGAGGUCACGAAUCUAAUCUAAUCUGAAAAGAGUGAGUGUUGAACAAACAUGUCUGAUUUUCAGUGGGACGCUCUUGACUUAGAUGAUGGGAAAGGGAAGAAACAAGUCAGAGUUGUGAAUGAAUCUUUUGAUGUUUUAUGUUAAAAAAAAGAACAUUUUCUGUCAUCUCAAUAAAACUGUUGCCAUUUUGUCUCUAUCUAAAAGAAGUGUUGGGUUAUAUACUGAACUUCUUUGUUUUGUUUUGCUUCAUCAUCAAUAUGGAUUACAUUAUCACAACAUGUUGGCACAGGGAAGUUAAACUUCCCCUCCCAAACUCUAAGCCUAUCAAUCCCUAGACACACUGUAGAUGAAAAGUAAUAUGGGAGGGAAGUGUUUUU
Molecule: messenger RNA, 3318 nt
Organism: Synchiropus splendidus (mandarinfish)
Lineage: Eukaryota; Metazoa; Chordata; Actinopteri; Syngnathiformes; Callionymidae
Product: tryptophan 5-hydroxylase 1-like
Exons: 11
Coding region: 43-1449 (468 amino acids)
Biological process (GO): aromatic amino acid metabolic process
Cellular component (GO): neuron projection
Molecular function (GO): tryptophan 5-monooxygenase activity; iron ion binding
Source: RefSeq, a predicted model, not a curated record